This is a messenger RNA of Lathyrus sativus (Indian pea), 1122 nucleotides long. The record is from the annotation of a GenBank genome assembly. NCBI's taxonomy places the organism in Eukaryota, Viridiplantae, Streptophyta, Magnoliopsida, Fabales, Fabaceae.
AUGUCAAGAGCCAAAGAGGUUAUCACAUGCAAAGCUGCAAUAUGCUGGGGUGUAGGAAAGCCAGUGACAGUGGAAGAGAUACAAGUGGAACCACCUAAAGCAACAGAAGUUCGAGUUAAGAUGUUGUGGUCUAGUAUCUGCCAUACAGACAUCUCAAGCCUUCAAGGAUUCCCACAUAAUCAAUUUCCUCUGGCACUUGGACACGAAGGAAUUGGGGUUGUAGAAAGUGUUGGUGAUGAAAUAACAAAUCUAAAGGAAGGUGAUUUGAUAAUUCCAACAUACAUAGGGGAGUGUGAAGAAUGUGAGAACUGCGUUUCAGGAAAAACCAAUUUGUGUUUGACACAUCCUUUAAGAUUGAAUGGUCUAAUGCCGGAUAACACAUCAAGGUUGUCGGUACGAGGCCAAACACUGUAUCAUGUUUUGAGUUGUGCUACAUGGUCGGAGUAUGUGGUUGUUGAUGUCAACUACCUUCUCAAAGUUGAUCCAACCAUAAACUUAGCUCAUGCUUGUUUCAUCUCAUGUGGUUUUUCAACCGGUUAUGGAGCUUGUUGGAAGGAAGCCGUCGUUGAAACCGGUUCAACCGUAGCUGUUUUUGGUCUUGGGGCUGUUGGAUUAGGAGCCAUAAGUGCGGCCAAGAUGAUGGGAGCAAGUAAGAUAAUUGGAGUUGACAAAAAUGAGAUGAAGAAAGAAAAAGGAGAGGCUUUUGGAAUGACACACUUUAUAAAUACUAAUGUUUCUGAUAAAUCUACUUCUGAUUUGGUUAAAGAGUUAACCGGAAUGGGUGUAGAUUACUGUAUUGAAUGUACUGGUGCUCCUUCUAUGUUUACCGAAUCUGUGGAAGCCACAAAAAUGGGAACAGGUAAAACAAUUGCAGUUGGUAUAGCAGCUGAACCUGUUGUGCCGUUUGGACUUCAUGCCAUCAUGUCUGGUAGAACCUUAAAAGGUUCUGUUUUUGGAGGUAUAAAAGCUAAAUCUGUUCUUUCCAUCAUUGCUCAUAAAUGUCAAAAACAGGAAAUCCCUCUUGAAGAACUUUUCACACAUGAGGUUCCUUUGAUUGACAUAAACAAAGCAUUUGAGAUACUGAAACAGCUCGAUUGUGUGAAAGUUGUUAUCAAGAUGUAA